Messenger RNA from Klebsormidium nitens, 648 nucleotides. NCBI's taxonomy places the organism in Eukaryota, Viridiplantae, Streptophyta, Klebsormidiophyceae, Klebsormidiales, Klebsormidiaceae. The record is from the annotation of a GenBank genome assembly.
AUGGCGAAGUCAGACCUCACUCCAUUCCUUCCCAGCUCAAAGCUUCGCACGUUCCCAGGGCCACUUCACCCCGCUCGUUGCCAUUGCCUCUCCGAGCUCAAGGGGCGGGGCCAUGACGUCACGUUCCUGGGGCUGGUGCACAAGGGCCGGGAAGACUUCUUCCUCAAAGAACUCAAUCACGCGGGGAUUCCUUUCCACUCGCUCGGGUACUGGCCUCAGAGCAAGACGGACGACCAAACCUUAGGGGUAAAAGCUGAGUUCAGCGAAUGCUCCCGGUUUCUGGCUUACAUGGAGGGGGACGUGGCAACUUGGAUCGGGCUCGACAAGUUCUUGGCCAAUCAGACGCGGCUAUGGAACGAGUACGUCAGGCUGGGGGACGCCCUAUACGUCGAGCCGUUUGUUUUGAGGGGCAAGCUGGAGUCGAUCCUCAGAGAGAAACGUGUCAAGCUCCCCGUGAUGCCACGUGGCUACAUCCAAUAUGACGGCAGCGCCGCUAUCAUAACCGGAGGCCCCGGGUUCGACUUCCCUGUUCCCCUCCCUCCCACGGCGUUUUACACCGGCCCGCUCUUGAGCCGAUUCGCACAGGAGAUGUCUCGCCCGUUGGCGGCGUGGCUAGCGUCCAACGUAAAACGGGUUCGGUUGUCGUAG